This is a messenger RNA of Galeopterus variegatus (Sunda flying lemur), 894 nucleotides long. Its product is annotated as olfactory receptor 2A2-like. Gene Ontology annotation, molecular function: G protein-coupled receptor activity; olfactory receptor activity. Gene Ontology annotation, cellular component: membrane. The record is from RefSeq and is a predicted model, not a curated record. The coding region runs from base 1 to 894 and encodes 297 amino acids. Gene Ontology annotation, biological process: G protein-coupled receptor signaling pathway. The transcript is spliced from 2 exons. NCBI's taxonomy places the organism in Eukaryota, Metazoa, Chordata, Mammalia, Dermoptera, Cynocephalidae.
AUGGGGGGCAACCAGUCAUGGAUCACAGAGCUCAUCCUCUUGGGAUUCCAGCUCAGUGCAGAGAUGGAGGUGCUCCUCUUCUGGGUCUUCUCCCUGUUGUAUGUCUUCAGCCUGAUGGCAAAUGGCAUGAUCUUGGGACUCAUCUACCUGGACCCCAGACUGCACACGCCCAUGUACUUCUUCCUUUCACACCUGGCCGUAAUUGACAUUUCCUAUGCCUCCAGCAUCUUACCAAGCAUGCUGGAAAACGUAAUGAAUUUGGUUUUGACUUUAGCUAUUACAGAGUGCAUGAUUUUGGUGGUGAUGUCCUAUGACAGGUUUGUGGCAAUCUGCCAUCCGCUUCAAUACACAGUCAUCAUGAACUGGAGUAUGUGCACGGUCCUGGCUGUCAGUUCAUGGGCAUGUGGAUUUUUCUUGGCCCUAAUAAAUCUAAUUCUCCUUUUAAGACUGCCCUUCUGUGGACCUCAGGAAGUGAACCACUUCUUCUGUGAAACACUAUCUGUCCUCAAACUGGCUUGUGCUGACACCGGGACCAGUGAAAUUUUUCUCUUUGCUGGUGGUGUGUUUGUCUUAGUCGGACCCCUUUCCUUGAUAAUGGUCUCCUACCUGCGCAUCCUCUGGGCCAUCCUGAAGAUCCAGUCAAAGGAGGGACGCAAGAAAGCCUUUUAUACCUGCUCCUCCCACCUCUGUGUGGUUGGGUUCUACUUUGGCAUAGGUAUGAUGAUUUACUUGGUCCCAGAAAACAGUCAACAACAGGAGCAGCAGAAAGUCCUCACCCUAUUUUACAGCGUCUUCAAUCCAAUGCUGAACCCACUCAUCUACAGUCUGAGGAACGAUCAGGUGAAGGGCGCCUUCUACAGAGCACUGCAGAAAAAAAGAGGACCGUGUAAAUGA